Messenger RNA from Epinephelus moara (kelp grouper), 1972 nucleotides. RefSeq names its product nudix (nucleoside diphosphate linked moiety X)-type motif 8 (gene nudt8). The record is from RefSeq and is a predicted model, not a curated record. Gene Ontology annotation, molecular function: coenzyme A diphosphatase activity. The transcript has 3 exons. The coding region runs from base 1168 to 1458 and encodes 96 amino acids. Lineage: Eukaryota; Metazoa; Chordata; Actinopteri; Perciformes; Serranidae.
UUAUGGUUUAUUAAUGUAUGGAGGGUAUUGUAAAACUGUGAAGGUGUGCCACUGAUUGCACCUUGUUGGAAAAACUGCUAUUUUCUUUUAUCCAUUUGUUUUGAUUGCAAUUUUGUUUCUUUAUUUAAUUUUCAUUAGCUUUGAAUAGUGGUUAAAAAGUCUUAAAUAGUGCUGCAAGUAACAAUUAUUUUAUUGGCAAUAAAUCUGUAAGGUUUUUUUAAUUUUUUUUUUUUAACAAAUCGUUCACUGUGUAAACGAUUACUAAAAGUAACCCUCCGUUCAUUCAUUCAUUUUCCGUAACGGCUUAUCCUGUUAGGGGUCGUGAGGGGGCUGGAGCCUAUCCCAGCUGAUAUUGGGCGAGGGAUGCGGUACACCCUAGACAGAUCGCCAGACUAUCAUGCGUUUUUUUGCAUUUGGUUUGCAAUCGGAUAGCGGUUACCCACAUACAUUUAUACCUGGUAGUAAUGUGUCUCUGGUGUCCGCAUCCAGGUCCGUUUGCUAUCUGAUCAUGCUCCCUUCCGCUGACGUCACAUCCUCCUCUUCUUCAUCUGCAAACAUUUCCAGCAGCAGACUACAAUGUCAUAUCCUGUGCACCGCAAUAACAACAACAACAACAACAAGAUGUUAGCUGCCCGUGAAGUCGCGUUAUUGUAUGGACCCCUUUGUCGGACCAAAUGGAGUGCAGACACUUCGUCUCACCGUGACUACAUCCUCUACUAUCAUCCGUGUUUUCUUUUUCUUGGCAGUCGCUACCCAGUGAGGGUUGUUGUUGUAGUUGUCUUCUUCCUUCUUCCUCUGUCCAGCUGACGUACCUUGCUUACAUAUUUUCCCCCACGGAGAUGUUACAUGUGGAUUGGAGAUGCAUUUGCAUUUACACUUGCGUUCGAUGUGGUCACAAUGCGUCCCUGACCACCUUCAGAAGUGGUUUGGCAGAUUGGAUAACAAUCCGUCCUCAAUGCGGUUCGAGUGUAUUUACACCUGUUAACCUAACAUGCAUUUCUUUGGACUGUGGGAGGAAGGUGGAGAGCCCAGAGAAAAUCCACGCUGACACAGGGACAAGAUGCAAACUCCCCAUCCCGGUUCAAAUCAGGAAACCUCUUGCUGUGAGGCGACAACGCUAACCACUGCAGUACCGUGCUGCUGAAAAAAGAAAUGAAAUUGUAGAUAAUGCUCAUCACAACUAACGAGCUCAAGUCGGGGAUGCUGGUCGCUCCUGUGCUGGCAAACCUCGGCCCCAUAGAGGAGUUGUCCUUCAAACCAAACCCUGGAGAGGUGGAGGAGAUUUUCACCCUGUCUUUGUCCCACCUGUGCAACCCUCAGAACCGCGGCUACACACACUUCCGCGUCGGCGACAAGUACGGCUACACCCUUCCAGUGUUUUGUAAUGGGAAGCAUCGAGUGUGGGGCCUGACAGCUGUGGCCCUAGACCAUACCCUGAAACUCAUUGUCCCUUCGUAGCAGCUCGGUCGUGGUUUCUCUACAAUCUACAGUGCACUUAGCACUAAAGCACAUAUGUGACUCAAAGAUUUGACAAAUGUGCAAUCAAGCUUUGUGUAGCAAACUCUCGUCAGGAAUCAAGUGUGAAUACUUAAUAUUUUCAUACAUCCACUCUGAAGUUAUGAAGGGAAAAUUCCUUUCCUGUCAGAAGGAUUUUUCCUUGUGUGCACUUUCUGAGCCUCGUGUGUGUGUAUAAGAAUCUCUUGAACGGACUGUGUGUAUAAAGAAGGUGGCCAGCUGUGAUGAUGUCACUGAUACAGAGCAGGUGUUGGCAGUCUUUGUAGAUCUGAUGUGGAGUAACAACAUCAAAAAGCAGUGCCAACACACCUAAUUAUAACUGAUUCUUACCUGAACAUUAUCAGUAGCUAAUGUAUAUCUAUAUAAAUAUUAUGGACCGCUUUAAUUUCAAAUGCUUUCAAAUCCUUUUCCAAUUAAACUUGAAAUGUUCUGUUACCAAUUAAAUCGAUUUCAACAA